UGUUCGAUCUUGAGGUUGUCAAUUUUUUGCCCUAAAAAUUCAUUCGGAACAAACCCACAACAGGAAAAAGUUAAAAACAAAAACCUAUUCCUUGGCUUUUGGAAUUCCUUCUCUGAUACCCUUCUUCCAUUUCUCUUACCAAAAAAACCAUUAAUUCUCUACCCCCUUCUAAUUUUCUUUCCAUUACUCUUCAUGGGGAUGAGGUCUCUGUACAGGAUUUGAGGUCUCUAAGUGUUCUAUUUUGGAGAGCAACUUUUAAUUGUUGUUGGAGGAGGAACAUUCAAAGAACAGGUUUUGGGUGGACUCUGAAUCAGAUAUUUUGAAGUGGGUGUGAUGAAAAAUUGCUAAUUGAGAAGUAAAUCAGAAGAAGGAAGGAGCAGCCAUGAAGUUUAUGAAACUUGGAUCUCGGCCAGACACUUUUUAUACUAGUGAGGCUGUAAGGAGAUGAGAAAAGGAGUUUCUUUUGCUUCAAAUGCAGGUCUGUUUCCUCUGAAGUUUCCAGUGACCUCAUAAUUCAGGUGAAAGGAAGUAGAUAUUUGCUUCACAAGUUCCCUCUGUUGUCUAAGUGUUUGCGUCUGCAAAGGCUAUUCUCUGAAUCAACUGAAUCUUCUAGCCACCAAUUAAUCCAACUCCCUGAUUUUCCUGGUGGAGUUGAGUCAUUUGAACUCUGUGCGAAGUUCUGUUAUGGUAUCACAAUCACUCUCAGUGCCUACAACAUUGUACCGGCACGAUGUGCUGCCGAGUACUUGCAGAUGACUGAGGAUGUUGAGAAGGGGAACUUGAUAUACAAAAUUGAAGUCUUCUUCAACUCCUGCAUACUUCAAGGAUGGAAGGAUUCUAUUGUCACACUACAAAGUACAAGGGCCUUUCCAUUGUUGUCCGAGGACCUUGGAAUCACUAGCAGAUGCAUUGAAUCAAUUGCCUCAAAAGUCUCUACGCACCCAUCAAAGGUGAGUUUGUCUCAUAGUCAUUCGAGAAGGGUUAGGGACGAUGUUUCAUGUAACGGGGCGGAGAGCCAGAGACUUAACCAAGCAAUCAAAGGUUGGUGGGCUGAGGAUAUUGCAGAAUUGGGGAUAGAACUUUAUUGGAGAACCAUGAUAGCUAUUAAAUCUAGUGGAAGAGUACCCUCCAAACUUAUCGGCGACGCAUUGAAAAUCUAUGCAUCUAGAUGGCUACCCAACAUAUCACCUAGAGAUGGGAAUGUUUAUAAGCAAGAAGGGUGUGAUUCUGAUGCAGAUACAACGUCAGGGAUAAACUCAAAGCAUAGGCUGCUAUUGGAAUCAAUGGUAAGCUUAUUACCGGUAGAAAAAGGCGCUGUUUCUUGCAGUUUCCUUCUUAAACUCUUAAAGGCAUCAAAUAUUCUUAAUGCUUCUUCUUCAUCAAAGAUGGAAUUAGCAAGAAGGGUUGGACUUCAAUUAGAGGAAGCAAGAGCCAGUGAUCUAUUAAUACCUUCACUAUCAAAAAAAAAAGACACCUUAUAUGAUGUAGAUAUAGUUUUGACAAUAUUGGAGGUGUUCAUGUUACAAGGGCAAAGUCCACCUACUAGCCCUCCAAGAUCCAAGCUUGGGUUUGAGAGGAGAAGGUCAAGGUCUGCAGAGAAUAUUGAUUUUGAGCUCCAAGGGAGUAGGAGGUCGUCUUCAGCAUCUCAUAGCUCAAAAUUGAAGGUGGCAAAGCUUGUGGAUGGAUAUCUUCAGGAGAUUGCAAGGGACGUAAAUUUGCCUCUAUCGAAGUUUAUUGCAGUUUCAGAAUCCAUCCCUGAAUUCUCAAGGCUUGACCAUGACGAUCUCUACCGAGCCAUUGACAUCUAUCUCAAGGCACAUCCAGAUUUAAACAAGAGUGAAAGAAAAAGGUUGUGUCGAAUCUUGGACUGCAAAAAACUUUCUAUGGAUUCCUGCAUGCACGCUGCACAAAACGAGUUACUCCCGCUAAGGGUAGUAGUACAAGUUCUUUUCUUUGAGCAAGCUAGAGCCACCAUGAAUGGUGGCAAAAUGACUGAACUGCCAAGUAACAUCAAGGCACUUCUGGCCGCUAACGGUAUUGACCCUUCAAGGCCUACAGCACCAUUAAGCACUACUACUUCCAUUCCAGCAGAUGAUCAAUGGAGUGUCUCAGGCCUUAAAUCACCUAAGUCAACUUUAAGGAUGAAGCUGACCAAAGACGAUGAUUUGGACAUAAAUGGCAUGAACCCGGAUGGAAUUGGACGAUCUUCCAAGUUUAAGGCUUUCUGUGCCAUUCCAACGCGACCCAAAAGAAUGUUCAGUAAGUUAAUGUCUACGAAUAGAACUCCUAGUGAGAAAAAAUGAGCGAGUUUUGUUAAUUACUCGAUUGGAAGUAAAACUCAAUACUCUUGAGAUCUUGUGAUUCUUGAGAAAAUGCUUUGUAAUCUGUAGCUCACGCCAGAAAUGCCCAAUGUGCAUUAUUGAUGUAAUCUAAAUAUAAUAAGAAUCAACAGUUUCAGGACA
Molecule: messenger RNA, 2462 nt
Organism: Tripterygium wilfordii
Lineage: Eukaryota; Viridiplantae; Streptophyta; Magnoliopsida; Celastrales; Celastraceae
Product: BTB/POZ domain-containing protein At1g67900-like
Exons: 4
Coding region: 753-2303 (516 amino acids)
Molecular function (GO): protein binding
Source: RefSeq, a predicted model, not a curated record